Molecule: messenger RNA, 1141 nt
Organism: Juglans microcarpa x Juglans regia
Lineage: Eukaryota; Viridiplantae; Streptophyta; Magnoliopsida; Fagales; Juglandaceae
Product: F-box protein At2g27310-like
Exons: 2
Coding region: 29-1066 (345 amino acids)
Molecular function (GO): protein binding
Source: RefSeq, a predicted model, not a curated record
ACAAAGCCUUUUGAAAAAUUUGAGCCUUAUGGCUUCUUCCUCGACCGGCACAUCUUUUGCAAUCGUCGAUCAUGGCGGUGGCCCGGAGAUAUCUUCCUUACAUCCAGAAAUCAUCCAGACCCACAUCCUGACCCUACUCGACGGUCCGACUCUCGCCUCCGCUGCCUGCGCAUCGUCCCAAUUGCACAAGCUAUCCAACGAAGACAAGCUCUGGCGUGACAUCUGCUCCACAGAGUGGCCGUCGACUGAACACCCUCUUGUCAGUCUCGCUAUCUCCUCGUUCCCAGCCGGGCACCGUUCGUUUUACUCGGACUCAUUUCCGGCCAUCGAUCACCGCUCACAGACGAAGAAUACCAACCGUUCAUCUCUCCCGUCGGUGCUGCUCUCCGCCGUCGACAUCCACUACAAGGACGAGCUUAUUUUGUCUAAAGUUCAUGAGACUGUGACAGAGUCCGAGACAGGGUGGUUUCUCUGCUCGCCUUUCCGGGUCGACCUGCUUGACAUAAAAGAGUCGGUUCAGACACAGAUACGGCAAGUCGGAGAUGAAAAGGCGUGGCUCGAGAACCUGGAGGAGAACUUGACCUUAAGCUGGAUCGUGAUUGACCCAAACCAAAAUAGGGCGGUGAAUAUUUCCAGCCGGAGACCCGUUUCGGUCCAGCGGCAUUGGUUGACCGGGGAGAUACAGCUCCGCUACGCGACGAUUAUGGCUGGGGAUCAUAGUUCGUUGACUUCGGAGUUCGUGCAGUGCGCGGUUGUAGUGACGUGCGGGGGGAAGGCGGGAAAGGAGAUGGAUGUGAGGGACGUGAGCAUGCUGAUGGAGGACAUGGAAGGGAAGCAUGUGAACGGGAGGGAGAGUUUGGUAGUUCUGAAGGCAGCCAUGGAAAGUGGGAAGAGAAAGAAGGAUACGAGAAAAGGGGAAGGGAAAGAGAGGUUCGAAGAGUAUUUGGAGAUGAAGAAAGAGAGGAGUGAGAGAAAGAAGAGGAGAGAGAAGGCGAUGGACAUAGCUUGCAUUCUUACCGGGGCUACUAUUUUCUUGACCUUUUGGUCCUUUCUUUUGUUCAGUUAGAUAGGGAAAUAAACCGCCACUUUUACAGUUAUUGUUACAGUUGAUACAGAAAGGGACCAAUACACAUUGUUUAAU